Molecule: messenger RNA, 1348 nt
Organism: Haliotis rubra (blacklip abalone)
Lineage: Eukaryota; Metazoa; Mollusca; Gastropoda; Lepetellida; Haliotidae
Product: DNA damage-regulated autophagy modulator protein 1-like
Source: RefSeq, a predicted model, not a curated record
UCAUUCAUUCACGUGCCGGUGACGGCUAAUUGUAAAAUACUUCCUAGUGCAGGGCAUUGUAAUGCUGGUGAGUUCACGUGAGCUCGUCAGGUGUUAUAACUUGCUCGGUAUCAUUUAGGGAGUGAAGACAGACGCAGGUUCCACCUCCACCAAACAAGAGAUCACCAUGUAUUCAUGGCUAGGCAUCCUGCCGAUUUGCCUCGUUCUGCUGGCAGCAGGGACAUUUGUUGUGUCCUACGUCAUCGCUGUUGUACGAGGUGACAUCACGGCUGCAUUUCCAUACAUCAGUGACACAGGAGCAAAGAUUCCAGAGAGCAACGUCUUUGGACAGUUCUUAAACAUGGCAGCUUUCAUAUCAUUCUGCACAAUGUAUCGGUACAAGGUGAUUGCUGCGAUAUCGACGGGCGAAGAUCGGUGGUUGACACGAAUGAACCGGUUCACAAUGGUGGUGGGCAUCUUUUCGUCUCUUGGCUGCUCCAUGGUUGCAAACUUCCAGGAGGGAACGGAAGUUGAGGCAGUCCACAUCACAGGUGCCCUCUUGGUGUUUGUCUGUGGGGUGAUCUACGCGUUCCUCCAGACAGGGAUCUCAUACCACAUGUACCCCGACUACAACGGCCUACGCAUCUGCCGCAUCCGCCUCGCCGUCUGUCUCACCUCCCUGGCUAGCCUCGUCAUCACAAUUGCUUCUGCCAGUGUUGCCUUGUACCAGUGGAAUCGAGUACCCCACACCAAGACCAAGCUAAAGUGGGAUGACGGGGACCCAGGGUUCACAGCGCAUAUUAUCAGCACAAUUGGAGAAUGGCUCACAGCGUUCACUUUCUUGUCGUUUUUCUUCACAUAUGUAAGAGAUUUCCAAAUCCAACUUACCAUCACCACACGUCCUCUAGUGCGACAUCUUGACGAAGAGCCUUACAUAGGCCAGGAGCCAGAUGAACGUACACGUCUGCUCGCCUAGACAGGAAACCGCAUCAUAAAAGAAAGAAAACAUCGCGCCCAGGAGAAUAUUUUUUAAAAGAAACAAUUUUUUUAACCUAUCCAUUUGCCCUUCUUUCUCAGUUCUCAGUGUUGGGAGGUGUUGGUUGUUUUUAAGCUGGAAAUAUGUUUAGAGUUGUGUGGUGGUGUGUGGCUUUGUACAUAGAGUGCAGGGCACAAAUCAGUUGAAGUUAAAGCAACAUUGAUCACGGAGAGUCCAAGGAUGACCAUGUUUGGCAGCUUGAGUCGUGAGAGUGUCUAGGACUUCUGCAUUUGUAACUACUCGUGUCAUGGCGUCUUGUACCCCUCUCGUGGCCAUGUUUACGACUGGGCCCUGUCUAAGUGCAAACGGGCAUGGAGAUGAAAAUAGUCUAGU